CCCCUUCAGUGUGAGCAUGACCUCUAAGGGGAAGGAAGGUUCAUGUGAGGUAAAGUACAGAACCACAAAAUAUGCUUGGAUGUCUUUCAGAAGGCAGUGAUGUUCCUUAGACAUGCACAGCUUUAAGGAAAUGGGCAACAAAGGUCUUCCAGAGGUUUGUUACAUGAUCAUUAUUCAUGAAUGAAUAAUAUUUUACACAAGUCCUAACUUUUCCCAUAAAAGCUCUUGAUGGAGGCCUCAACCUUUUUCUUAUACUUGGAACUGUGGCAGAACUGAAGAACAAUACAUGCAGGCCAUUUUCUGUCAGACGGUGACUAGUCUCUUGGCAAACUUGUAAGCACAUGUGGGUUUGUAAUUGUUGCAUAUUAGCAGUAUAUUUUCAUUUUCUCCUGUAUAACUUUUCCAAUACUUUGUAAUUCAACAAUCACAUCAUUUAAUUUUUUUAUUCUUUUCUAUACAUCAAACUGCAACAGGCUGCAGGUGGAAAUUAGAGUCUGCAGCUAAAUAUGGGUUAUUUGCAGGCUGAAAUAUUCUGGUUUACUAACAUGCAAAGAGCUUUUAAAUCAUUAUCUAUUUCAAUAAUGACAUCUCCACAAAGAUACAGGCUUUUAUGUAGUAAAAUAUAUUAGUAGGUCUUUCAAUUUAUAAUCAGAAAUUUUAAUAUGUGAUUAAGAUUGUGUAUAAAAGACUAAUACAAAUUGGUGAAUGAUUGUGAAGUGGAAGGAAAACAGUGAUACUUUACAAAUUGGAAAAAUGUACCAUACAGAGGCCAUACUUUUUGUGGAACUGCUUUUUUUCUACUUCAUAAAAAAUUCAGUACAUAUCAAGUAGGAUAGAUGAAUUAAAAAAAUAUUUUUGUUGUACAAUAUUUUAAACUGUUUGUGAAUAUUUAACAUUUUGUACUGGAGAUCAAUGUAGAUAUAAAAAAAAUUAUAUACAUGUUUGGUAAAACUCCUAGUUCAUCCAAAGAAAAUUGAGAAAAGAAACUACUUUGAAAUACAUUUCCAAGGAGUCGUUAUUUUAUGAGUCAUUAUAUGAGAGGGAGCGGGAAAGGGCUUCGCCACUAACGGGGAGAGUAGUUCUGCAAAAAGGCAAUCUUAUAAGAAGUAAAUUUUUCCCUGAACUACAAUCAGGAUUUGAAACUAAAACAUUAAACGUCUCAUUUUAAGUUAAACUGUACUGGCAGAAUUUACUUUAAAGAUAAAGGUCAUAAAGUCAUGCAGAUUUUGACAUUUAUUUAAUAUCGAGUGCUGACCAAGUAAACCAACAUAAUGAAACUUUGGCUUACUUGCUCUAAAACAUUUAGACGGUUUUUACUUUGCAGUACCUUGAGAUGACAUUUGCUGUAAUUUAGUGUCAGGCAAAGGAAAUAAGCUUAAUUGAACUAAAUCAAAAGUCUAAUGCUGAUGUAGUUGAAAUGUAAGAAAUAGGACCAAACAGAGAAUGACAUUUAACACAUUUGUUUUGUUCCCAAGUCUUUGAGUGUGACUGGUGUUGCAUGUGUUUGUUUCUUUCCCUUUACUAAUGGUAAGAAGAACAAUCUAUUCUCUGGAUUGUUUAAAAAGUCUGAUUAAUCAAAAUAUAUGUGUCUAUAUAUACUAGAGUUAACGUUUAAUCAGGUGACACUAUUUAAAGUUGUUUUUAACAGAAUGCAUGGAUUAUUUUUAAUGCAAUGCUAGAAAAUGUUUUGGUUAUAUUAAUUUGUUUUUCUGCAUAUUCUGUAUUCAGUGCCUUUAUUUAGCAGACAAAAAUGUAUACUGUUUGAAAACGUUUUUCAUGUGUUUGCAAUACAGUCACAAACUUCAAUAUAUUUUGGGGGGAUUUUGAAUGAAACACAGACACCAAGUGGAGCAUAAUUUUUGAAUGAAGAAAUGUUAUAAGUGGUUUUAAAAGUUCCUUAUAAAUUUAAAUCUGAAAAUAGAAUUAAAUUCAUCCAGUCGCCUCCAGAAUCCAUCUGGUGAGUAAAUAAUGCAUCUGUAAGGAAUGUCAUAUCAGAAUGCAUUUAUUCUGUGAAGGUCUCAGAGGUUUGUGAAAGAACAUCGAUGACCGACCAUGAGGAGAGAGAGAAAGAGAGAAAGCAUUAGUCAGGGAAUUAGCCAUGAUAUCCAUGGUAGCUCUGAAGUAGCACUGAACAUUGCUGAUUUGCACAGGACAGCAGACAACAAUGAAAAACAGUCUGGUGUAUGAAAGUUUUUAAGGUGGAAAAAGCUUUUUGGACUUGGUUUGGGGUUUUGUUUAUUUCUAUGUUUCUAAGUUUCUCUUUUACUUAGAUUAGCCAUGUUUUUGUUUAGUUCUUUCUUAGUUAUUCUAGUUUCAGUUUGUGUUCUUAUAUUUGUUGUUAUUAGAAUCCCAGGUUGUUUUGGAGUUUUAUUUAUUCAAGUCUGAUUAUUUUGUAUUCCUUAGUCUUUUCUUUGAUUAGAUAAUUCUAGUUCAGUUCUUCUUAGCGUUUCCAUAUAGGUUUAUUUCUUGUUUAUAGUUAUUCUUGAUACUUUAGUUUUAUGUUUCUUUAGGGUUAGAUGGCCAUCCUCUUCCCCUGUGUACUCUCCAGCGCCCCCUCUGCCACUUUCUCUCUCUCCGUCUCCUCAAUCUGCUUCCGGCUCCCUCCAGUCACACCUGUAAUCAGUUAUCUCAUCAGCCCAGGUCUUUUGUUCACCUUUUAACCUCCCCAGUAUUUAAGUUGCUCACUGUCAGUCACUCCUUGCCUGUUCGUCUUGUCAACUACAGUCACCUCCCGUGGAGGUGACUUCUCCACAUUCAUGACUGUGUCUCAUGUCUGGCUUUAUUUUACAUUACAUUUUUGUUUUAUUCUGGUUUCCCUGCAUUUUAAAACUUUUUCUCUUCAUUUUUUAUUGAAAUUACCACUGAACCUGCAUCUUUUGCCUAUUGUAUUUAGUUAAUAAGAAAUUCAUGAAUGUUCUGCGAGUUACACUUUACUCUCACCUCUUUGUUCUGAAGAAUGAAAUGACCACAAUGUGUAUGUGAAAUUAAACAAAGAGUGCUAUUUUCUUGCUUGCUUCAUUAGCCCUUUAACAACAUUGAUUAAAAUGGAGAAAAAAAGCCACAUGACUUAGCGCUCCUUGCAAUGCCAAGCACAUGAUUAACACAUGUGCCGGUAUGCAAUUUACGAUAAAAUGAAUUGCAUGAGUGGGUGUCUAUUCAGACUUGCAAGCACAUUUUGGAAGGAAAACUAAAACUAAAGCUAAAGCGGUUUUUGAAACCACAAGUGAACAAGAUUGGUAAUAGAUUGAUAGUAAAUUGCAAGUGUCACAUGGGAAAACUAGUAUUACCAUAUCGGUAAGUUUCAAAAGAGGUAGUGAAAAUGAGGAAAGCCCUUCUUCAUGUGGCUCUUCCCCCUUUACUAACCACAACAUUAGUUUCCCCCCAUAAGGAAUCACCCCAGGCAAGCAAAUUCUCUUGCAGUUUUCAUUCAGUUAGAAUUUAUGUAUUGAUCGUCACAAAUAGUUUAUAAGGAAGAAACUUAAUGUCUUUGUAGUUACAUUGUUUUAUUUUUGUCACUGAAAAAUUGACACUUUCAGCAAGUUUCAUCAGAACCAAUAUCUCUUUUGACAAAAUAGAAAACAUGAAUUUACCAGGCAAAUGAAUGAAUCAACAAGCCAUACAAAAUAGAAAUGGGUACAAAUUUUGCUAACAUUUAUUAAACUUUAAAAUCCCUUGUGCUUUGAGUGGAAAUACUUUCUGCAAAUAACAGGGAAACAUACAUGCAUGUUGCUGAGUAACAGAUAAGCUUGAAAUAACUUAAAAGUAGAAAUUGGCAUUAAAAACGGCAUGUUGGUCAGGUUGUGGUUAUAAUGGUUGGCACAAAAGGGAAAUUGUGCCCCUUAUUUACGUGCUCAUAAGACAGUAAUGUAUGCUGACACAACCGUACAUUGAAAAUAAGUAGUGACAAAGAAUUUAAAAUAAAAUUUACCAGCAAGAUAAGACAUGGUCAUGUCUUGACACAAGAUAUUUAGCACUGUUUGUUUUACUGUGUCAAUUAUUAUAGAUUUUAUUGAGAACAUUUAUAUAAAUUAAUUUAAUAACUGUGGGAUAAAAAAACAAACAAUCUAAUUUAAGAUUAGGAAAAAUGUAAAUAAUUCCAAGGAAUGCACAAUAUAUCAGUAUCGACACUGGUAUCAGCCCAGUAAGUAAAACUGGUCGGAUAUGUGUAUUUUAAUGUUGUUGCCAUGUUGUGUGUGUGUUUGAGAAGGAGAGUGGAGGCCAUGUGGUAUUUGUUCAGUCAUGGGACAUUUAUAGUAAUGCAGCACAGGGUUCUGGGUUGUUUAACUAAAGCAGAGACACAGUGUCCAAAGUGGAGGGAAUAUACUGUAUAUAGAUGAACUCUCUCUUUGCACAGCCUUUUUGUGUCCAUGUGACUUGCAGGAUCUUUGACACCUUCAUACAUAGAAACACAUUUAUCAGCGGUGUGAAAAAUGCACUCUGUCACCAAUUUGUUGUGCUGGAUGGCAUGAAUUAUGGAUUAUAUUUUAAUACCUUCCUUCAUGAUAUACAAAUUGGUAGCCACAUUGAAAGCUAUAGUAAAUAUAUGAUCAAUUAUUUCCCCAUCAAAUUUGAACAUAAAGAAGGAAAUUAAUUAAAACUAAUAGAAAUUGGUGACUUUUAUUAGUCCAGCAUAGUAAAACAAGUCUUUCUGUUAUAUUAACUGGAAGCUAUUAAAAAGUAAUCCAUAAUUUUACAUACGAAUAUCAAUAUAAAGUAGUGAAUCAAUAAAAAUCUUAUGAAAUCAGGUGUCUUGUUAGUCUAGUGUUCAUUAGUUCAUUCAUAGUGUUCUCUAGUUAGUCUAGUGCUCUAGUGUUCACCAUUCAGAUUUGAUUCUCAGUGUUUGAGUUACAUGGAAACUAUUGAUUUUGGGGGUCUUUUUGUUUACAUUUUUGAACCGGCUAGACUUUGUUACUAGUUCCUAAGAGAAACAUAGGUUCUGGAAUGGGUUUACAGAGUCUUGUACUGCUUUCUAUGUGACAACACCUAGCAUGAAAAGCCGUUACUGACUGUAUCAGUAUUGAUACAGUCAGUAACGGCUUUUCAUUUUACCAACAGAUCCACCGAGCCGGAAAGAAAUACGAAGCUUAGCCGGAUCCAAACUGGUUCCAGAUCAGCUCUGGUACUCCGACCUUCAUAGUUUAGAAAGCCAGUUAACAUGUUUGCCACUGUUACUAUUAUUACUUCCUCCAUGCACUCAAAUAUUCUGGUUUAACAUUUACUGUAUCAGUAAUGGCUUUACUGAUACAGUCAGUCUCCCUACAAGCGAUUCUCUCUCUUGUAGGGAAUCAAGAAAGUAAUGUCUCUCAAACAUCCAACUUAAAGCCAAAUGGAAUGCAGGAAUAAGACUGCUUUGAGCGUAAAACCGGACAAUUGGGGAGAAAGAUUAUCCAAAUAAAACUAUUUAAGAACAUAAUCAUCCAUCCACUACUCAGCUGCUCCAGGAGGAUGUCAAAUAUUCAUUGUGCCAGUCAAUUUGAGCAUGUCUGUUGAAAAACAAUAAAAACCUGGGGAUUGUCAUGAACUGAUGAAGUUCCUACACAGAAUGUGGAAAGUGGACAUGUCCAGGGAAAAGAGUCAACCUAGUCUUGAGGGCUGCUCAGGCUGUUCAAAAUGGUGGUCUUAUGUAACUCAACCAAGGAGUCACAAUUGAUUAAAACUACUUAUACUAGAAGAAGUCAACAUUUUUUAAGUGCCAUAUAAUGCUUUGUUUCUAAUAUUCAUAUAGAACAACAAUGAGAGUUUAGCAAUGUUGGCUGUUAGCUUGCUUAAUGUUUAGCUCUUUCUGUAGUGGCGGAAGUGAGUUUUACUGUGGUUUCGGCAGUAAAUGAGUCACUGAAAGUCUACUGACUCACUCUCUCAAACUGUCACUGUAAAGCUGAGCAAUGCUUUACUUUAAAUAGACAUAAGGGGUUAUAUUCUCUUUUUUCUUCUAUUUUUUUUAAAAGAAAAAAAACGGGACUUCCCCUCAUGAAGACUUGGUUUUAAUGAUCACAGAAACAGCUGGAUUAUUAAUCCAAAUGCUGCCGGGAUAGAAGUGAGCUAGCUUUAAAAAGAAACGGUAGCAUCAUUAAAUUAUGGUGUUUAACCCCUUAGCUGUCACAUCCAAAACACUAUAGGGGAAUUUUUCUGCUUGGACUCUUGGGUGGUUGGGAUUUGGUUGGGUGAACAAACUCCUGCCUAAUAUCAGAAGGCUGUUAGCAAUAAGUAGCACACUGCUAGCGGAAGUUUAGUGUAACAUGGAGCAGAAAGCUGAGGCCGUUGUUUCUCCCUGCAUCCCAGUGGGUGGCGCAGGCUGCUACAAUCGAUAGUAGUCACACAGGCACACCACAGGGGUCUCAAACUCCAGUCCUCGAGGGCCGCAGUCCUGCAGUUUUUAGAUGUGCCACAAGUACAAAACACUGGAAUGAAAUGGCUUAAUUACCUCCUCCUUGUGUAGAUCAGUUCUCCAGAGCCUUAAUGACCUAAUUAUUCUAUUCAGGUGUGGUGCAGCAGAGGCACAUCUAAAAGUUGCAGGCCUGCGGUCCUCGAGGACCAGAGUUUGAGACCCCUGCACGCUAGAAGGAAACAAACGCACCCUGUACAACACUUUCAUUCUAUUGGCUGAGGGGUUGCUAGGCAAUGGUGCAUUUUGUUCCAGAAAAAAGCAGAAAAUGUUUCAUAAGCGAGCAGAGUUCAAACAGAGACUAUCUGAGUGCGAGGAGAAGUUUUGAGUACAAGCAUUACAAGUUUUGAGAAGAAAGACAUGAAGUCCAGCUUCCAAAAUAAAAAUCUAAGCAAAAGUAUUAAAAGUUUUGAGAACAAAAGACAUGAAAUCCUGCUUUCAGACUGAAAAUGUGUGCUCUUGGAUUAUGGAAGAUGGCAAUUAGCCAAUUUAACAAAAGCAGUUUUUAGAAUGUAGUGUUGAGAAGAAAUCUCAUAACGAUUCAAGGAAAUUUAGGUUCCUACAAAAAACAAAAAAAUCACAUAAACGUCUGUCAACAACUAAACUUGGGAUUUCACAUAAUUUGAACAGCCUGAAAAUCAACACUGGCCACCAUCAAGAAAGUCUUCAGAGAAGAGUGCUUAGCUUAGGUGAAUUCCUGAUGUGUCAUGCUGAAAAUGAUGUUGAAACCUUCUCGUGAUGCUACUUAUCGUGAUGGAGAAGUGUGUCAGAUUUUCUUUUCUUUCAUGUUUAAAAAAUGAAAUAAGCAGAUUUUUUGAGGAAAGUUGCUAUUUUUUCUACACACGUAAGAAUAUCCAUUAAGUGGAAAUUCUUAUGGUGAGAUUUUAUGAAGACUUUUCAAACUCAAUUUAAUGAAAAUAGCUGAUUUACGCCUCUGGGCUUAUAUAGUGAGGAAGGAGAGAUCUAAUUUCGGCUUUCUCUGGAAAACUGGUAUUUACAAAUACAUCAGUGUAAAUGAAGAAAUUAAAAAACAUAAAUUUCAGUCAAAUGACAACAGGGUAUUUGGAGAAUUAUUAUUAUUUUACAACUUUUUAAAUUUUAUUCACAAUUGUAUGAUUGUAGCUAUUUUUGGGAGAGCUAUGGCUGUGUUUUAAUUUUAACAAUAUUCACAUUUGUUUUUAGUCAUACACAAGUAAAGUUGACAAACCAUUUCAACCUGGAAAGACUCAAACACACACACACAAAGAGAGAGAGAGUGGUAUUAGAAAGUUUAAUUGACAAAUGAAAGUCUUUGGCGCUCGGACCCAGGAAGAAGACUUGGACUUUCUAAAAAUGAAAGCAGUGUGUUCUAGGUAUGUUCCUGAAAUACAUCCACAGGUGACGGAUGUGCCAUGAUAAUCUCACAGAGGUUUAUAAAGUCAUGAUAUCAUCAUCAGCUCUUUUCCCCUUUGUUUCACCCUCCUGUUAUGUUCUGGGUCAAAUUGACCCGUUUUAAAGUUUACAUUUUUUUAAAAAAUAGUUGGAUUUUUUUUGCAUGAAACUUUUUCUAUUUGUGUUAAUAGGUUCACUCUACAUAUGAAUUGAAAAUUUAUUCAUUUUCCACAUCUGUACCAACCCCUGGGUCUACUUUUUACAUAGAUACUGUUCGGGUAAAUUUGACCCGGCAGUCAAGUUGAAGUGCAAAAAAAGAUUAAAAAAUGUCCAAUUCUAUAUGUUUCCUUGCAGCUAUGACCCAUAUUUCACCUAAAGAGAUAGAAAUCAUUCUGAAUGUAAAUUUCUUAUUUUGAAGACAUCCAUUAAUAAAAAAGACCUAUUCUUUCUCUCAUUAUUUUUAUUUAGAAAAUAGAAAUAGGUUUGGUAAUUCUAAUUGACCUAAAAAGGAGAAGUUAGGUUCAGGCGGUAAUAAUAAUAAUAAUAAUAAUAAUAAUAAUAAUAAUAAUAAUAAUAAUAAUAAUAAUAAUAAUAACAACAGAAAGCCAUGUUUUUUUCUCUCAUCAAUCCUUUUUCUUCCAGCUGUUGGGAAAUAUUUACUGUUUCCAGUAAUGAAGUGACCAAAUAAUCAUAAUGACAGGGUCUUUUCUAGAGUAUUUAUUUCCCUUGUGAGAUACAUUGAAACUGAGUAAUUGAGUACUAGAAUCAUGAGACUCCUGAAAGAUUUCCCCAAGAUGCAGUCAAGGCUGACUCAAUGCUCAGGCUUGAAGGCUGAACUUGACAAAAAAAAAAAAAAAAAAAGUAGAAGUUUCAGAAUUUAGGAUUUUAAGUUUUACACAAAAUAAUAAUUCCUUGGUUUAAUCUCACUGCUGGGGUACACAAUGCUGUAAAUCUCAAUGUUUCUCUAGUCAAAUAAAAAAAAAAAAAUCUGGCAAGUUUGUGUCACGGCAAUGAGGUGUUUUCCUGCUCUUGCUCUCGUUCAUGUGUUUCGUUAAGAAACACUUCACUGACCACAAGAAGGUGAAACUUUUCAAGACAGAAAGAUGGUGAGAAAGAGAGAGAGAGAGAAACAGAGCAAGACGAGCGAGAGAGAGAGAGAGAGAGAGAGAGAGAGAAAGAGUGGGAGGAGAGGGGUAGAAGACAGAAACUGAAAGUAUCUAAAUGAAUAUAAACAGCAGCUGUGGUAAGUGUGAUUUAGUAAACUCGCCAAAGCUGCACAUCACAUCACCCUGAAGAUGCCCAGUUGGUGCGCUUUCUUCCUUCUUUGGUGCAUAAUGAGCUGCGUGGAAUCUGCUCCUUCAUCGCCAUUUGUCCAGAAAAAUAAAUACAAGAACUCAUUUCGUCUCACAAGAUCCACGCGAACCAGGGUGCAGAACCUUCUGAAGAAAUAUAAGGAGCAGCAGAUGGGAAACGUACAUUUCGAGGACCGAAGCCACCGCUUGAGAGAUCUGCCUUUGCUUUCCACCGACUUCAGCAACUGGCUUCAGCUGUCGGACUGGGACCGUCUAGACGGCGCGUUCAGGGACAUCCAGUCCUACUGGAGCAUGCUGGAGAGGAAAAGGAAGCAGCUGGAGAAGGAGCAGAACACACAAAGGACGGCAGCCAGUUUGCUUCAGAGCAUCAAACACAUUCAGCUGGAUUUACGGGACCUGAUGAGCCAAGUCAGCAGUCAGAUGAGAGUUGUAAGGAGUUCCUGGGUCAGACCGACACCUGCUGCAACGCUCCAGAACCGACAGAGGAGCUCCAGAACCGUGUGGGAAAGCACAGUGGAGGGCUACAUCAUUCUCAGGGACUUAAACCUUUACCUCACCAAACUAGCAAGGGACUUUCUUCUGCUGGCCUCCAAGACACACUUGUGACACAAAAGACUGCUUAGACAGAAGACUUAGGACAAAAACUGAACCAUCAGCCCACAGCUAUGGGAUUAACAGCUGUAUAACGUUAAUCUGAACAUUGGAUUACUUUUUUUUCAAUGAUGUACUUCUGAAUAUCCCAGGGCUUUUUGGGGGUAUUUCCCAAAGUUUCUAUCUUUCCUCUAAUUGGAUGUUAGACACAUGUCUCCAACAGACGUCCCAACAUCCUGUUUUUCCGCCGCCGCCUCAGUCUUCAGGACUUUCCAAAGAAGUAUUUGCUAUUUAUUAUUAUUAUAAUAUUUAUUAAUGUGCUAUUUAUUUUUAAAGUGGUUUAUUUGAACAUUACAUGAGUAGAGAAACAGAGUUUUACAGAACGUAUUUUGUACUGAACAGUGUUGUGAAGAGUUUCAAUAAAUGAACUGAGAAAAACA
Xiphophorus hellerii (green swordtail) is the source of this 10097-nucleotide messenger RNA. RefSeq lists its product as uncharacterized. The record is from RefSeq and is a predicted model, not a curated record. Bases 9049 to 9672 code for a protein of 207 amino acids. Gene Ontology annotation, biological process: positive regulation of tyrosine phosphorylation of STAT protein; cell surface receptor signaling pathway. Gene Ontology annotation, molecular function: cytokine activity. Lineage: Eukaryota; Metazoa; Chordata; Actinopteri; Cyprinodontiformes; Poeciliidae. The transcript has 5 exons. Gene Ontology annotation, cellular component: extracellular region.